Molecule: messenger RNA, 2830 nt
Organism: Anopheles funestus (African malaria mosquito)
Lineage: Eukaryota; Metazoa; Arthropoda; Insecta; Diptera; Culicidae
Product: protein yellow
Exons: 3
Coding region: 770-2206 (478 amino acids)
Cellular component (GO): extracellular region
Source: RefSeq, a predicted model, not a curated record
CCAUUCCAGCGACGUCAAUCGUUGUUUCGCAGUCACCGAGAGCGGAUCGUCCACGGGUUUUGGAACGCUGAACAUCAACACGUGAAUCUCGUGAUCGUAGUUCUGUGUUGUGGUAUAACUGCUGUGCUGUGCAUUGUGAUUCUACGUUUCAUUGUAGUUGGAAGCUUGCUGGCGAGAAAGGUGGACGUACACAGGACGGACCCGUACCUUACAACGUGCCUUAGCGCUGCCGAGGGCAACGUGCGACCGGUAAAGAAUGAUAGAACUUGCGCUGCAGAGUGAAGCAGAAAGAGUGAACCGGUGCUGUGAGCAACUGUUGCCGGGAUGCUGAAGGUUGAUGUCUGCUCGAGUACGCUGCCUGAACGAGAGUAGUCGGCGGAGUGGUUUGAGCAGUUACAUUAGUACAAUAGUAGUGCGCUCUAACCACGUAGUGACUAGAAGUGAGAAGUUGUCCGAGCGCGACACCACGGCCAAAAGCGAGUUCUAACUCGGCGUUGAAUUAUUCCGAACAGUACGCGUCAUUUCGUGUUUAGAUCGGCACUUGAAUUGGUAGUGUACAUUCAUUAACGCCUAAGUGCUCCAGUGCUCGAUACCAGUGUCUCGUGCAUUACAAGAAUAGUCGUGAAUAAACCAGUAUCAAUCGAUCGCUUAAAGUUAGCACAUCUGAUCCGUACGGUGCGGUUGCAACAUAGUGUGUAGUGAAUAAUAGUGCAAAGAGCUGCAAUUUCGUAGCUAGUCGGUCGUACGCGUAGUGAUCGAUAAUACCAAGAUGAUUGGAGUCAAAUGGACGCCAUUGGCGUUGACAGUCACCGUUAGCUGCUGCAUAAUAGCUCUUUUACCUGUGCAUAUAUCGGCGAAUGAUAACUUGCGGGUAGCGUAUCAGUGGAAAGAAAUUGACUUCGAAUUUCCAAAUGCCGCCGAACGACAGGAAGCGAUCGCUACUAAGCGUUACGUUCCGGAAAAUGUAAUACCGGUCGGAUUGGAGGUUUACAAAAAGCGACUGUUUUUGACACUACCUCGCUGGAAGGAAGGUAUUCCGGCAUCUCUAGGAUAUAUCAAUCUGAACGAAACUACCACUCAAUCGCCCCGUCUACAUCCGUAUCCAAGUUGGAGUGCUCACAAACGCACGAGCGAGACGGAAGCUCCAGAAAUUGUAUCUCCCUUUCGGAUACGAGCUGAUCGCUGCGGACGUCUUUGGGUACUAGAUACUGGCGUUGAAGAGCUGCUAGGCAACGCCACUGUCACUAGCCCAACAUCGCUAUUAGUCUACGAUCUGCACAACGAUAAUCUCUUGCGACGAUACAAAUUUCCCGCCGAUCAUCUCAAAGAGAAUUCAUUCUACGCCAAUAUUGCGGUUGAAGAUACGGAUUGCGAUGACACAUUUGCAUAUGCGGCCGACCUCGGCAGCCCGGGACUGGUCGUUUACUCAUGGAAGCAACAAGAGUCUUGGCGUGUGAAGCAUCACUACUUUCAUCCCGAUCCUCUCGCUGGCAACUAUAACAUCACCGGCAUUAACUUCCAGUGGGACGACGGACUUUUCGGUAUUGCGCUCAAACCACAAUCGGACGGCUAUGCUACGCUUUACUUCCACCCUCUCAGCUCGCUAAAUGAGUUCUCGGUGUCAACGAAGGUGCUGCGCAACCAAACGUAUGCGACGGACCCGGCGAACUUCCAUGAGUUUAAGAUCCUGGGAUCUCGCGGUCCAAACGGGCAGGCGGGUGUUGCGUUCGUGGAUCGGAAAACAGGAGUUCUGUUUUACGCGCUGCCCAACCUAAAUGCCGUUACGUGCUGGAAAACAUCCAACCGUGCAUACACCAUCAAAUCGCUCGGACGGGUAUAUAUGAGCACCAUCGAUAUGGUGUUCCCCAAUGACGUGAAGGUGGACGACGAAAGUAACCUCUGGGUGCUGUCGGAUCGACUACAUCAGUACAUGUAUGAGUCACUGAAUCGAAACGAUAUCAACUUCCGUGUUCUUACGGCAACGGUUAAGGACGCGAUACAAAACACAGCUUGUGACACGAAUAUUAAGCCACUGCCAGACAUUAUUACCAAUCUGGGCGACAUUUUACGACCCUCGACCAGUACAGUUGCACCCAGGACUGGCUCUAACGGUGCCGUUUCAUUGCACUUAUCUACCGAUGGCGUGAUGGCUGUCUUUUCGAUGCUUGCCGUCCUGCUAAUGAUGUCUAACUGCUUCAGGAUAUAAGAGAUGGUCACACUGUAGCACCGCAGAGUUCCAAUAUUAUUCUCUCUGUUUGCUGAGCAUCCAAAAUCAGGGAUACGUGUUAGAUUACUGCAACGACGAAAACCAGUUGUGUACUUACUAUUUCGUUCGUGUAGGAAAUAGCAAUAUACAUAGUAGUGCAUCGUGUUAUUUGUUUUCCUUUGAGUUUUAAGUCAGUAUUGAAUUGAAUGGAGGCAAAGAGGUAUCGUAUUGCAGUAGGAAAAAAAAUAAUGUUAUUGGCACGAUGAACGAUAAGCAUCUGCUCUAACCAUGUUCACAUACAGUUCCAUUUCACAAGGCCAAAUGUUGGUCGCAUCUUUGUUCUAGGACUUUUGUAGUACUACGUUCUUCCUGGAACUGUUUUAUUCUUCGAUUGCUUGCAUCUUUCCACGCCAGCUUCUUUGAUCACCACAGACACAUUUCAUUCUAUCCUGAGCCAUAGCUGUUACGGGAUUUUGUUUUGUAACAGUUCGAGUGCAGCUGUGUCAUAAUUGUUAAUUAUUAGUCAACGUACCAAAAUAAAUGUAGAAAAACAAACGACCGUUGUAAUAAAUUAAAUUUCUAUUUACAUUGGAACAUAAGAAGCGUCGGUUUAAAAGUGUCAAA